AACAAAAUGAGAGAGUAGAUGAAUAUUCUGCAAGGUUUAAACGACUAUUGGCCAAAGUAGACCCUGCUAAAGUAUUACCAGAAGAAUAUACUACUCGAAUGUAUAUUUCCAGUUUAGAAGAAGAAAUUGCUAUGUUGGUUGUAUUAGAAAAUACUAAUAUAUUGGCUGACGUCAUGAAGAAUGCAACUAAAGUCGAAGCAGGAAGAUACUAUUGUUAUGCGUGA
Dentiscutata erythropus is the source of this 224-nucleotide messenger RNA. Lineage: Eukaryota; Fungi; Glomeromycota; Glomeromycetes; Diversisporales; Gigasporaceae. The record is from the annotation of a GenBank genome assembly.